UUUAGUGUAUGUAGAUACAAGUUGUAGUUUGUUACUGAAAGAAUGACAAAAAGACAGAGGGACGACAAAUAUGAAAAUGAAGUCAGAUACUUUCUAAACCCGGAGUCGGUCAGUGUACAUCUGUUUUGUUCAAUUUGCCAAGACGUUUUCCAGGACCCCCAGCGAGCUCCGUGUGGUCAUAGUUUUUGUAGAAAGUGUAUAUUACCAUGGUUACGACAGAGUAAAUCUUGUCCGGAAGACCGUAAACCUGUUAAUGAGAAACAAUUACAUCAUGACUUUAUAUUGGAAAACAUCAUUGGAGAUCAAAUGGUGGCGUGUCCGUACCGGAAGUCGGGGUGUGACUAUGUAGGACAGCUUCAGUUACUAGCAUCCCACAAGAAAACUUGUAACUUUAACCCCGUCAAUCUUCCUGAUUUUCUCAAGGCCACCGACAGCCUUUGUGAUAAUGACGUACUGAGUGUUGGUGACGAGUCAUCUAUCCCCACCCCUGGUAAACCCUCCCUCAAAAUGAGACUGUUCCAAGCCGGGGACAGCAGGAAGGAGUUGCUUAUGUCCAUGUUUGAUAAAAAGAAAAGCAGCAGUGUAUCGUGACGUCAGCCAAUCAGACUAGACCAUCAGUAUCUCGGGGUUAAUUUAUCUUGAACCUUCAUAUACAGCAUGUCAAUCUGGGGAUCAAGAAAACUUGUGUUUCCAUUGACAGGAAAGACUCGGCUUUAUAUAUAAGAAAGAUGUUGGAGCAGUGGCGGGGAACACACAACACGUAUAGGGUUAAAAUUUCCCACCAUUUAACGAUAUCCAAAUUUUUAUAAACUCCAAUGGGGGCUACUCCAUGAAUUAUGAAAAUUAACUGUGAUUUCUGGCGGUGUUUUGAUUAAUUAAGUCGGGGUACAUUAGAAAAAUGAAAAAAAAGAUGUUAAUAACAUUUGUACUCUUGUAUAUAUAUGUACAUAUGAAUAAACCGUCCUUGUUUUACCAGA
Molecule: messenger RNA, 977 nt
Organism: Saccostrea cuccullata (small rock oyster)
Lineage: Eukaryota; Metazoa; Mollusca; Bivalvia; Ostreida; Ostreidae
Product: RING finger protein 151-like
Exons: 6
Coding region: 43-591 (182 amino acids)
Biological process (GO): protein ubiquitination
Molecular function (GO): ubiquitin-protein transferase activity
Source: RefSeq, a predicted model, not a curated record